AUGCCGAUGCGGGCGAAGAAGGCGCCGAGGCGGCGAGGCACGCAGGAGCCUGCGCGCCACGAGAGGAAGGAGAGGAGCGGCCGCACACGAAACCUUCAGAGGCGAGAGACUACGCAGAAAAAAACGAGGGAAGAGAUGCAGCAGCGGAAGGAGAAAAAGAAGGAGGAGGAGGCCCUUAGGGGGCAUGCAGCGGCGUUGGUGGCGACAGCCAGUGAGCGCGGCGUGUUUACGAGGCCGCAGUUGAACGGCCUUUCGAUUAGCGCGUGUGGUGCUGCGCUCUUCAUCAUUCACUGUGUGCCUUGCGUCUGUGCUUCUCUCGACCUGAGGCCUGUCGGUAGGUUCACAAACGUCUCCAAGCGGCCUAAUUGGUUGUUUUCUAGGUUCACGGGUUCGCCUCCGCGUUGUGCCUUUCUCCUCUCUCUCGUGAGUGUUGUCCUCUGCGGAGUCGCGCUCUCUGCGACUGAAGCAACUGCUUCCCCUUCUGCUUUUUCUUCUCCCUCUAUUUCUCCUUCACUUCAGUUUCCAUUUUCUUUCUCUGAGUCCGCACCCCACGCUGGCAUUCCUCCCUUUCUCCCGGCGCGCGCGCGGGGAAUCGACGGAGCGCCUUCCUCUCCGUUAGGGUGGUCGCGGAGCCCUUCUUCGUCGUCUUCAACGGCCGCGUCCGGGGGCUCGACUCUGGCUGCCUCCUCGCUGCUGGCACCGUUUUCUCCGCCUUCUGCGCGGAUGUCGACGGCGCCUCUUGGCCGUCGCACUUCGCUUUCCGGCGCUCGACUUUCGCCUUCGUUCCUCGUUUUCCCUCCUUCCUCGGCUCGUCGUCUCGCUUCUUCUCCUGUCCCCGCGUCUCCUCGCUGCCUUGCGUACGCGUCCCUGCGUGUGUCCGCGACGAGGGAGAGGCUAAGUCCUCGCGAGAGAGUUUCCAUCUCUUCUCUCCUUUCUCUCAGUGUCUCGCCUUUCUCUUUUGCUUCGCUGGCACCGGGCUCGUCGCUGUGGGCGGCGGCAGACGGCGCCCGCAGCGGAAAGUCGAGGCGGAGGAAAUUGUCAGAAGACAGUCGCGAAGAGGGUCAGGCGACUCGCUCGUCACAGCCUCCGUCGCCUUCCUCUUCGCCGCGAAUGGGCGCUUCAUCUUCGGCUUCUUGUGCGUCCCCCUUCCUCGGUGCCUCAUCGGGCUCGGCGGCAGGCGACGGGACGAAGCACGCAGCGGUUCUCGGCGAGCGAAAAAAGUUUUUUCUUGCCCAUCUUUCCCUCCGCCCUCUCUCGAGCUUUUGCGCAGCGUGUGUCUCGCGUCUCGUGUCGGUCUUUACUCUGUCUCGCUCGGCGACGCCCUCCUCCUCGCCCUCUGCGAGCUCGGCUUCGGCACCGUCACGGUUCGGUUCGCUGCGCCAGCGCCUGAGCACCGCUAUUCCGCUGCUGCUCCUCGCAAUUCCGCUGCUUCUGCUUUCGCCCCCCCCGGUUUUCCUCGUUGGCGCUCUUCUGCAGUCCCUGAUCUCCAUCAAGGAGUUCGCCGAUCUCUGUCUGCUGAGAGGCAUCUUCAAUCCGUCGCUCAAAGUCGCCGCCCUCACGUCCGCUGCGGUCUUCGCCGCAGCCGCGGCUCCCCCGACGUCGAGCCUGCAUCUUCUGGCGUUCCCGAUUUCCGUCGUCUUUCUGUUGGCGUCGCUGCUGCUCUCUUCGCCCUCGACUAAGACCAUCGCGGACAUCUCCGCGUCGGUCUUCUCGCUCGUCUGGUGCGUCUUCUUGCCCUCCUUCUGGGUCAAGCUGCGCUUUCUCCGCCUCCCCACGACGCAGCCCGGAGGGCCCUUAAAGGCCCUCCGGCCGUCCCUCGCCUCAGCGGCUGCCGCCCCUGCCGCUUGUGCCGCCGCGGCUUCGCCCUCGUCUCCUUUUUCGCGGCUUUUUCGUCUCCCGCAGCCGUACUCGGGCGCCGCGUUGUUGGUGUUUUCUCUGCUGUCGCUCAUCGCGUCGGACACGUUCGCGUAUCUGAUUGGCUGUCGCUUCGGCUCCUCGCCGAUCUCCUCGCUCUUCGUCCCGCCGCUCUUCCCGACUCUGCCGCCAGCUGCAUGCGUCUCGCCGCGAAAAACCGUGCAAGGCCUCGUCGGCGGGUCCGUCGCGGCGGGCGUCACCGGCGCCCUCGCGGCGUGGAUCGUCGAGCGCGCGCUGCCACUGGAGGCCUUGCGAGACGCCGAGAGACACAUCGCCGAGAGCCGCGGCCUCGGGCGGCCUCAUGCCCUCCUCGACCUCCUGGCUCGCCGCACGCAAACGCUCCACGCCGGCGCAGCGGCGGCCGAAACCGAGGGGCUAGCCGAAGGCGCAGGGGGAGGCGUCGGCGAGGGGGUGUCGGAGCCGGGAGAGUCUUUGGAGCCCACUCCAGGAGAUGCGGAAGUGCCUGCCCUGAAGGCCGCCCCCCGCGUCGCCCUGACCGCCCUCCGCACGCUCGCGUCGCUCCUCGCCGCCGGCAAGGUGGCUGCAGCGCGGCCCGCGCCGAGCGCUGCGCCCGCAUCGUCGUGCCUGUCGCCUCGCGCGGCGCCGGUUGCUUCGAUGUUUGCGUCGCCGCGCAGGGGGGCCGUGGCGGGGCUUCUCGGCUUCUCGCCGUUCGUGCGCGGCUCGGGAGCGCUCUUUGGCGUGCUUCUCUCGCUAGCUGGCGUCCUCGGCGACCUGACGGCAAGCCUCGUGAAGCGCGACGCCGGCGUCAAAGACAGCGGCACGCUGCUGCCGGGCCACGGUGGAUGGAUAGACCGCACCGACUCGUACCUCCUCGCCGCGCCGCUCGCCUACCUCAUCGGCCUCCUCACGCAAGAGUUCUGUGCAGCGGUGCUCGCGCGCGACGCGCUGCUGAGCGACAGAGCCCAUCCUAAACCCUAA
Messenger RNA from Besnoitia besnoiti, 2853 nucleotides. RefSeq names its product phosphatidate cytidylyltransferase. The record is from RefSeq and is a predicted model, not a curated record. Gene Ontology annotation, molecular function: phosphatidate cytidylyltransferase activity. The coding region runs from base 1 to 2853 and encodes 950 amino acids. NCBI's taxonomy places the organism in Eukaryota, Apicomplexa, Conoidasida, Eucoccidiorida, Sarcocystidae. Gene Ontology annotation, biological process: CDP-diacylglycerol biosynthetic process. The transcript is spliced from 2 exons. Gene Ontology annotation, cellular component: plasma membrane.